Brassica napus (rape) is the source of this 2367-nucleotide messenger RNA. RefSeq names its product alanine--glyoxylate aminotransferase 2 homolog 1, mitochondrial. Gene Ontology annotation, cellular component: mitochondrion; cytoplasm. The coding region runs from base 190 to 2307 and encodes 705 amino acids. The record is from RefSeq and is a predicted model, not a curated record. Gene Ontology annotation, biological process: glyoxylate catabolic process; intermembrane lipid transfer. The transcript has 10 exons. Gene Ontology annotation, molecular function: lipid transfer activity; pyridoxal phosphate binding; L-alanine:glyoxylate transaminase activity. NCBI's taxonomy places the organism in Eukaryota, Viridiplantae, Streptophyta, Magnoliopsida, Brassicales, Brassicaceae.
AUUAAUAAUUGAUUUCGAGGAUGGUAUCUUGGAUACUCCGCCUCUAGUCAUUAUUUUAAUUUGCAGAGGAUAUCGACGAUGAUGUGUGACUGUGUCAGUACCGCAAAUCUAAUUCACAUGGAAUCUUUUUUUGAGAAUCAUAUUGCCACGUCAUCAUCUCUCAAAACCUUGUGAUUCCAUAACAGCAGAAUGGCUUUACAGAGGCAACUUCUCAAGAGAGUCGUAGAUAGAGCUUCAACUUCCUCCCGGAUCCAUUCCCCUGCGAUCACCUUCCUCCGCUCUGAUUACUCCACCUCUUCUCCGCCGCAGCUUCCGCCGUUUGAUUACCAGCCGCGGCCGUAUAAUGGUCCUUCCGCAGAUGAAGUCUUCCAGAAACGGAAGAAGUUUCUCGGACCUUCUCUUUUCCAUUUCUACCAAAAGCCUCUCAACAUCGUGGAAGGGAAGAUGCAGUACUUGUUUGAUGAAACCGGUAGGCGUUACCUCGAUGCCUUUGCUGGAAUAGUCACGGUCUCAUGCGGUCACUGCCAUCCCGACAUACUCAACGCUAUUAAUGAACAAAGCAAGCUUCUUCAGCACGCUACAACCAUAUACCUACAUCACGCUAUAGGCGAUUUCGCUGAAGCGUUAGCGGCGAAGAUGCCUGGAAACCUAAAGGUUGUGUACUUUGUGAAUUCUGGCUCAGAAGCUAAUGAGCUAGCAAUGAUGAUGGCUAGGCUUUAUACUGGUAGCCUUGAGAUGAUUUCGUUGAGAAAUGCUUAUCAUGGUGGAAGUUCUAAUACUAUUGGACUCACAGCUCUUAACACAUGGAAGUACCCUUUACCACAGGGGGAGAUCCAUCAUGUUGUAAAUCCAGAUCCAUACCGAGGAGUAUUUGGUUCUGAUGGUUCUAUGUAUGCUAAAGAUGUCCAAGACCAUAUUGACUAUGGUACUUCUGGAAACGUGGCUGGUUUUAUUGCAGAGACCAUCCAGGGGGUAGGAGGAGCUGUAGAAUUGGCUCCUGGUUACUUAAAGUCGGUUUAUGACAUUGUACGCAAAGCUGGUGGUGUAUGCAUCGCCGAUGAAGUUCAAACUGGAUUUGGCAGGACAGGAAGUCAUUAUUGGGGUUUUCAGACACAGGAUGUAGUUCCUGACAUAGUUACAAUGGCAAAGGGAAUAGGAAAUGGAUUACCAUUAGGAGCUGUAGUGACUACACCAGAGAUCGCUAGCGUUUUAGCUACAAAGAUUCAGUUCAACACUUUUGGUGGAAACCCAGUGUGUUCAGCUGGUGGACUUGCUGUUCUAAACGUUAUUGAUAAGGAGAGACGUCAAACACACUGUGCUGAAGUUGGUUCACACCUUAUUCAACGUUUGAAAGAUCUUCAGAAAAGACAUGAUAUAAUUGGAGAUGUGAGAGGAAGAGGAUUAAUGGUUGGGAUCGAGCUUGUGACUGACCGGAAGGACAAGACACCAGCCAAAGCUGAAACAGCUGUCUUGUUUGAGCAACUUAGAGAACUUGGCAUCCUCGUUGGAAAAGGAGGGCUUCAUGGGAAUGUUUUCAGGAUAAAACCACCAAUGUGUUUCACCAAAGAUGAUGCAGCAAUCGUGGCGAAGCUAUAUAAAAAGGAAGAGGCGGGGAGAAAGAAGGUAAUGGAGGAAGAAGAGGACGAAGACGACACCUUCGAGGAUGCCGUGUGUAGCAAGACACCAGCCAGAGUCAACACACCUUUGUCGGUAAUCACCGAAGCGUUCGAAAACCUAGCGGAUCUGCUCAAACCGGACAUAUCUACUGAUGAGGACGGUUUGAGUCUUGAUGCUUUCUGCAGUGCAUGCACUCACGUCUCCAUCCUCUUCAGCUGCCUCGGAUUCGCCUUCAAAUUUGCUGAGAUGGAGUACAUCUCCAAGGUUAAAGACUUGGUCGAAGCCUCGAAAACAUUAGACACGUUACAGAAUAUUUUGGACCUAGACGUGGAGAACGCGACGGUGAAAACACCAGGAAGCCGUUCGCGUAACUUACGACGUGUGAGACAAGGCUUAGACCUAAUACGAGCAAUUUUCGAACAGUUCUUGAUGACGGAUGAAUAUUCUUUGAAAGACGCUGCGACAACAGCUUAUACGGAGGUAUGUGCACCGUUUCAUACAUGGGCCGUUAGGACCGCGGUUUAUGCUGGAAUGUAUACACUUCCGACGAGGGAUCAACUUCUGUUACGGCUUAACGAAACUGAUCAAUCUGUUGAGAAGAAUAUGAGGAGGUACAUGGAAGCGUCACAACCUAUCAUAGAGUAUAUUGACAAACUUUACAUUGAAAGGAACAUUAAACUCGAUUGGUAACAGUUUUGUUCUACGUCAACUUUGUCCUUGUAAAUUACUAAUCUUACUAUUAAUAUUAUA